Porites lobata is the source of this 8872-nucleotide messenger RNA. Lineage: Eukaryota; Metazoa; Cnidaria; Anthozoa; Scleractinia; Poritidae. The record is from the annotation of a GenBank genome assembly.
UAGGGGUAGGAGAGUAAUUUUGUUUUUCAUAGCGAGGCACAAACACCUGAGAACCAGAAGCCGUUUCCUCGUUGUGAAGCGAAACAUGGCACAGCCUCAGGGGUAUGGCUAUCCUCCUCCUGUAGAAAAUAACGCUCAGUAUCCUCCUCCUCAACAGCCUUACGGUGGAUAUCCACCACCGCAGGCCGGUUAUCCAUCGCCUCACGCUGGAUAUCCACCAAAUCAACAGCCUGGCGUUGGAUUUGCUCCGGCUCAACCUGGGUAUGGUGCUCCCGUCAGCCAACAACCUGGUAAAUAUUUGAUUAUUUUUCGCAGUUUUUGAGUUCUUACUCCGCUUUGAUUUCUAAUAUACUCCCUUUUAAUUAAUAUAUUUCGGUCUGGCUGCUACCAGAAAAAUCGUGUUGAUAAAAUCGCACAAUCGGUUAAGCUUACUUCUUCGGAUUUCCGCUUCUUUACGAAAGCAUCCCAUUCGAAUCCCUUUCGCGGGUAUUUUUUUUUAAAAUUUAGCUCAGCCCUUAAACCCUGCUACAAAACUGAUUUUCGGUGUUUUAUUAUUCAUUUUUAUUAAACGUUGCUGUAAUAUGGCGGUUUAAAAUGUGACAGACCAUGUGUUUUCGAUCGGAUCGAUCUUUGUCCAUGUUCGUUUUAACUCGCUUGGACAGAACAGAUGUUUACUAUGUUCAAAAUCUUAAAAUUUUCUUUCCUGAUUAGGUUACCCUGCUCCCGGUGGCCAGGGACAAAUUAAUUGGAUGCAAGCUCCACCAGUUCCAGAAAACUGCCCCCCAGGGUUGGAGUAUCUCACGCAAAUAGACCAACUUUUGAUAAAACAACAAGUUGAGCUGCUCGAAGGUACGUGUUUACACGAUUACUGUUUCAAGUGGUUACGUCACUUUCUUAAAAUUUUAGUUCCUAACAAAAAAUUUAAACUUAUUCGUUUCACGGCUUUACCUUUGACCUUUUUUUUUGGCAGCAUUCACUGGCUUUGAAACGAACAAUAAGUACAAGAUUUUAAACAGCAUGGGUCAACAAGUUUUCUUCGCGGCAGAGGGUGAGUAAUUUCUCAAAUUUGCAUUCGUUGCUUGCUGAUAAAUAUAAGCUUAAGCUUAGAUUGAAGUUUUCUAAGAAGAUUGUCAAGUACUGUGACAUACGUGACUAAAAUUUGUUGAAUUGGCCAUUAUUUUGCCGGACUUUAUAAGUGUUUGGCAGGUAAUAAGUUUCUAUUAUGAGAUUACAAUGCGUGAUAUUAACACCCCUCGUACGUAAUUGGGUGGUUUAGCUCUAUUUGCGCAUUCAAAACAUAAAUUAAAACGGCUCGGCUAAUACAUGGUGUAUUGUACAGAUAAACACACUCUCUUUUAUCAGGAGCCAAUUAGCUUUUGCUUCUAUCUGUCUUUUAUAAAGAAACUCACCCUCAUAAUUUUAAUAUUUUUUAAAACCUUAAACAUGAUAUGCCGUACACUCUUUUUUUUUUAUAAGAAUAUUGUCUUCCCGGGCCAGGCUGAAUAUUCUUAUUUUUCCGCCGAUUUUAGGCUGUAAAUAUUCUUGUAUUAUUCUUAAUAAUAGCUUAUGACAUUUCCGUUUUAGAAUAUAUUAAGGUAUCAAUUAUAGUUUUGUUAAAUAUAGUUAGCUAGUUUUGCCUUUUAAAGAAAGGAAUAAAUUGAAAACGUAUAUUUGUAUUGUAUUUACAGAUUUUCACCACAUGAAAUUAUAUCCUUUUUAAAAUCUCAGCCUGGUGUCUAUUCUUAAAGUAUUCUUAAGAUUUCACAAAUUUCAGCCUCGAUAUUCUUAUAAAAUAUAUUCUUAUAGAAAAAAAAGAGUGUAACUUAGAUUUGGACUAAUAGAACCUGUUCACGUAACGUUACGAUGGCUAUUUGGUGUUCCAAAACAAUGAAAUGGCAGUCAUGCUGACAUACCAAGAAAUUCCUAAGGGAGUUAAACUCUUUUCUCAUGUAAACACUUUCUUUUGUUCCAAUAAAUUUGCAUAAAUGCUGGCCAUGGACAGAGUGAAUAGUCUAUAUUGGACUUCUGUCCUCAGAUGUUCAAAGUUUGCAUAAUGUUUUCCACUUAAUAAUUUGCUUGCUAUGUAGUGGAUAAGAACAGGAAGAGGUAGGAGGUACAUGCACCCAUAUAUGGGCUAUACAGGCACAUGUCUAUGCACUGCUCAACAAGGCAUGCUUUUUGCCUUGCUGACUCUGGAAUAGGAUAUAUUAGUCACCCUUUAUCUCUGGAAGAGAUGUAUAUUUUUCUUCAGUUUGUCUCUGGAAUGGGCUCAAUUUUAGCCCGGGAACAGGAUUCCUAAUGGAACAAGGGAACAUGCAUGGUAGUAAGGGUGGCGCAGUUGUGAGAGCGGUCGCCUCCCACCAAUGUGGCCUGCGUUCAAAUCCUGGCAUCUAUAGAUGCCAUGUGGGUUGAGUUUGUUGUUGCAGGUGCGAGAGGUUUUUCUCUGGGUACUCUUGUUUUCCCCUCUCAGACAUAUUUUCCAAAUUCCAAUUCAACCAGGAAUCAGGUAAAUGAAGAACCACUACAUGGUUGUCCUACCUCCAAAUCGUUAUUUAAAUAUUUAUUUUAUUUAUUUAUUUGGGUCACAAAUUCAUCUCCUUUUUUCUAGAAGACAUCCAAAGACUCAGUGGCACACUGACCUGCAUAGUAAAUUUAAGGGAUAAGUAUGAGGGAAAGUCCUAUUGCAUUAUCCAUUUGAUAGACUGAAAUUUAUCUAGUGGAUAUGUAGCACUAUCUAUCUUUUGAGCACCUAAAACUUGAUCAAUAAUCCAUUUGCCUAUGCCUAACUCCUUUUUGUAUAAAUCAUUAGACACUGAUUGUUGUACUCGACAAUUCUGUGGCCCUUCCAGACCAUUUGAGAUGAAAAUCUUAGACAACUUACAGCGUGAAGUCAUUCAUUUAUCUCGACCUCUCCGAUGCUCAUCUUGUUGGUUUCCCUGUUGCUUGCAAGAGAUUGAAAUACAGUCACCACCUGGGACAGUUCUUGGCUAUUGCUCUCAAUCGUGAGAAACGUCCUUGUUUAAUACUGUGACUAGGGCCCAAAAAUCUCCAUAGCCCAACUUGUGGGGGGCUAGUUUUGGGGACAAGCAAAAAAAGUGCCAGCUUGCCUUAAUUAAGCUUUUGCACCCAUGAAACAAAAAACAGUGCUUGCAUACUUUUAAACAGACAAAAUAUCAAACGAACAUGUGUUUACCAGCAUUUUGUGUUGAAGAUUCAUCUUUUUAUGUUGAUAAUUAGUUUUUUCGUUUAAUAAAUUUUGAAUGCCAUACAUCAAUAAUGUUGCGCAGCAUACAAUUAAACAAUGCUUUACUGAAUAGGUGAAAAAUAAAUGGAUAGAUUUUCUGAUUAAAUCAGCUUUUCCGCUAUGAUCUUUUCAGGUGGUCGAUAUGCAUUCCAAAGUUUGAAAUUCAGAAUGCCGCAAGAGAGACUGUCUUGAAGAUUGAAGGGCCUUUCUGCCAGUGUAAUAUCUGUGGAGAUGUUGAAUUCCAUGUAAGGAUUAUAUUUUCCCACCCAACUCAUCCAUGCAUAUGUUACUAGUAGGGAACACACUGAGCUGGUUGGAAUAGUUCUGAUCAGCAGUGGAAUAUUGUUCCUUUUAAAAAUGCAGUGUACCCAUCUGGAUGGCUGUAAUUCUGACCAAUGGAGAACACUAAAGAGUUGCGUCAUUCAGUCUUUUUAAUUCCUAGAAUUCAAUAAUGAGAUAUUAUGAGAAUCAUUAAUCUCUCUUCUAAUUAAUACAACAGAACAUAGUGUUGUCAUGUAUUGACCCACAGAACAGUGUACACUAUGUCUUAGUGUAUGAAUGUUUCAAUCAUUUAAAUUUCAACUUCGUCAUGUGUUUUGGUUUGUCUUAGGUUUUGUCAGCCGACGGCCAAAACCAAGUAGGCAAGAUUUCAAAACAGUGGAGUGGACUUGUUAAGGAGGCAUUUACUGAUACAGAUAAUUUUGGAAUCACGUGUAAGUCAAGACCUUGUUAGAAAGCAGACAAACAAAUAAGUUACUCUUCUUUCCAGGAUGAAGGGCUAUAAUAUAAAUAUACACAUUGAGCCAUCUUUUAGAAAGUGCAGUAAGUACACAGGGUCCGAAAUUAACUACGAGCGCCAACUGGCAAUCAAGUAUAAAUUUUUGGUCGCCAGAGGGCAAAUUGUGGUUGCCAAAAAUUCCCCCUCCCUUUUUUUCAAAUAAAAAAUGCAUGGUAUGGACGUUUUUGUGCUCAAAAAUUGCACUACUUCCGCUCCCAAGCAACCGUACGUGUACGAGUGAAGUCUUAUUUUUCCACAAAUUACAGAAAGCUGUCUGCCACGACUGCACUGAUCAUAUCAAAACUCUAUUUUCUUCCGAUAACUACCACGAAACAUAGCUGCCAUGUUGCUUGUACCAGGCCACAACUGUGCCACAUUACUCGUACCAGUCCACAAAGUAUAUAAUGUACUUACUGUAUUUCAGCUGAAAACAACAUGGCGGCUUGAAACGUUCAACUCGUUUUGAUCGUAGCUGUUGUGGAGGUAUUAUUACAGGAAGAUUAAUAAAAAAAUAUCAGCAGGACAAAAAGUAAGACACCUGUUGGCAAAUAGGGACAAGGUUUCAAUUCUUAAUCAGCUUCUCCGAACGUUUAUGUCCACAAUAACAACCAACUAUACAAGUCGCUAGCUGGCGACCCGCUAUGAAAUUCUGGUCGCCAGGACUAAAUUUUUAGUCGCAUUGGCGACCAGGAAGGCGCAAUUUCGGACCCUGGUACAGUGGUGGAUCCAGGGCGCCUGCCCCCCCCUUUUCCCCUUAUUUUUGAACCAAAUUGAGGGCCAAAGGGCUGGAAAAAAAUUCCUGGGAGACCGAGCCCCCCCUUAUCUAAGGGUCUGGAUGACUGCCUGCCCCCCUUAUCUCAAGGUCUGGAUCCGGCACUGCAGUAAUGUUGAGGAAAAUGGCCUUUUAACCUUUUAGCUCUAACAACAUUGAAACCCAAGGGGGGGGGGGGGUUACUCAACAAAGUUUUAGACUCUGACCAGACCAACCCCUUACCCUUUUAUAGACCAUUAAUAUAUAACCUUCUAUCAACUAAUGGUGCCAUGAAAAGCUGGUACCCCUUUUGGGUGGAGCCUUCCUGUAUAGGCCAUUGUAGGGAGUACCAUCCUGGGAUUAACAUAGCUGUCUAAGGCUGCAACCCUGUUCAGUUGAAGCUCUAUCAGUGUCAUCUGGAUUUUUUUCCAUCUAGUAUUAUUCCUGCUGCACCUUGUUGUUAGUUAAGUACUUGUAUUAAAUUUUAUUUUCCUUUGCUUUUGGAGUUAGAUGGAAAUGUACAAUAAUGACUUUGAAAAAAAGGAAACUCAAUAAUAACUGACCAACAAAUGAAUUAAUAAUGUACAUUGUUUUUAAUUUCUUGAUUAGAUACCUCACAUAUCCUCUGUUGAUGCCCAUGCUAGCAUUUUCGCCUAUGGUCCCUUCUUUUAAUAUUGUUGCAGUUACUUUUAAAAUGUCAAGUACUGCAUGUCACCUGUUUCUCUUACAGUAAUGCUCCAUAAUCUGUGGUAUCAAGUGUAAGGCGACUGUAAAUGGACUUUCUUUAUUUCAGUCAUCUGUAGUCAUCAAUGGCCCUUAGUUUAGAGCGUUGCACUGGGAAACAUAUGAAACCAAAAGAAUGUGGCAAUAUUAACUAAGUAUAAUAAUGUUGUCUGUGUAUUUCUUAUUGUGUUUAGUCCCCAUGGAUCUUGAUGUCAAGAUAAAAGGAGUUAUACUUGGGGCAUGUUUCCUCAUUGUAAGUACAAACACUUGAAUCAAACUUCUGUAUCAUCUGCUACAUGGAAUGUCCCUUGGUUGUAAGUUUUGUUUUCCUAAGUUUUAUCUCUGCUGACUGAAACGACAAAAGUAGACUUUUUGUUGCAACUUUUUCCAGGUUAAACACCCCUUGAAGACUUUUCUAAACUAGUAUAUUGAAAAAUCCAUGUCCUGGUUGUCUGGAACUUCAGUUAUUCACAGAGGUGUUAGAUGGAUUUCUUUACUUACAAAAUGCCCAACAGUCUCUUAUUUUUCAUUUGAGUCCAGCACAGUAGAUCAAGAGCACUGGUGAGGCUUAGAGUGGUGAAGUUGCGAGGAACAAGGGCGAAAGCUUGAGCAAAGAAAAAACUUUUCUUCUCUCCACCCCCAAUCUCCCCUCUUUUGUACCAUUAAUUCUCAUUAUCCGACUUUUUUGCUCGCCGGACGAGGCUCUGAGGAAAGACGGACGACUGCUCACACUCUACACGUUUCAGACACUUUUUAUUGCUGAUCUUGAUUAUAUAUUUAACAGUUAAUGAAUGAGGCUGAGUAUCUUAUGAAGAAUUAUGGAGAUCGAGGAGGGUGUUAUCCGUCGAGGCCGUAGGCCGAGGCGGAUAACACCCUCCGAGAUCUCCAUAAUUCUUCAUAUGAUACGAACGCCGAAUUCAAUAACUGUUUUAUUAUUCAAUCAAAAUAAUUCCUAGUUUAAAAACAUAGCUAAAACGUGCUUACCUCCAUCGAUCCAUCGAUGUUCAGUUCAUCUUCGAUAGUGUACGUUUAGGUUUGUCCAGCUCCGCAAAUAUUCUCCAAAUAGCAGAUGUCGCCCUUCGAGUUGUCCUCUUGCUGUUCUUGCCAUGUUCUUAGCCAUUUUUUCGCCUAGUUCUUACUCUUGAAACGAGUGAAAUGUCCGCCAUUUUUUCAAGUUCACAACCAAAACAACUCAACCUCGUCCCCAGGUCUUCUCGGUCAACGGUGCCUUAACCUGCAAAAACGCUGCAUUUUUGACGUCAUUUCCUCGUUAAAGUCCAAUUUCUUCCAAAUUUGGUCAUCGGUAACUGGUUAUGGUGAAUUAAACGUGUGCUUUUAGCCAAUCAGAAUCGAGGAAAUAUUUUGAAUGAAUAAUAAAUUACGUUACUUUUUAUAAGUAGCUUUCAGAUGAUAAUGACAGUCAUUCAUUGAACAGUAAUGACUUUUUUUAGCCUUUAUUGUCUUAAGAAGCUUUAUGACUUGCUUGUGAUAUCUAAUAUUGGCAGCUUAACAGACUUUGAUCUCAUCCCCAACUUUUUGUUUUCUUUUUUUCAGGAUUUCAUGUUCUUUGAACAAACUCAAGGCCACGACAAUGACCGCUUUUAACUUAAUAGUGUGUUAUCCUCACCAGUCAUACUAAAAUGGUAUUAGGCUGAUUUAGCAACAGAACGGGAGCGUCAGUUGAUGAAAGUGCAUGCAAAUUAAACAACAGGCUUGACCUGUGGCAGGGCAGCAAACAGGGGCACCCAACGAGGAUAUGGUUCAAAACCACUUAACAUAGCGUUGUUGAACGUAUUUUAGUAUUUAAACGGUAGAUAUAGGCUUAUUUUUAUCCCCUAAAAACUUUUCAUCUGUUCGGAUUUCCUAGCUGAAAGUCUAGUGAUCCGAAAAUUAUAGGGAUCAAAACUUACCUUUCCGAAAAUUUCAGCCAGGAAAAGGCUCCCGAAAAUUCUAGGUGGCCUUUUUUAGGGUAAAUAUCCGUUUAAAAUGGGUAUUUAUACCAUUUUGUAGAUGUUCGAAAAUCCUAGGAGAGGCAGGCAAGCAAGAAAUUUUACAACAAAUGUUCCGAAAAUUCUAGUUCUCAAAUCGUCUUCCGAACAGAUAUUUUCCCGAAAAUUGCCGUUGGGUGCCCCUGAGCAAAUUUGGCAAGGGAAGUCGCAUUCAGUCCUGUCCGCGCGCUUUCCUGUUGUCAACUGACGUUUCCGUUCUGUUGCUAAAUCAGCCUAAUUUUUAGACAGUCAAGUCAAUUGUCUCCUACAUGGAACACCAUUGGGACUGGUACCAAGUGUUGGCCUUAAAAGGGUGUCCUUUUAAUUGUCAAAGUAACUACCAAGUGACAAACUGAGGGGGAGAAGGUAUGAGUCUGUGUAUUCUUGUUCAAUGUUGGUUCAAUAUUGGCGAUUGGCAUGAUGACGUCUUUUGACUGCUAAUACCACAAUCCUUCAGGGUUUCGCUUUUUCGAAACUAGGCAACAUGAGCAUAAGAUGACGGUGAAAUCGCGUUGUUUGCGUUCCACCGUUUAUUUUUCAGUUGGUGGUGAAUUUUCUUGGAGUUGAAUUCUCAUGCACCCAGUUUAGGAAAAAAGCAUACAGUUGUGUUGUGUUUGCAUUGGGUCCAUAAAACGUGAAACUAGGAACUCUCUAGGGUGAAAAUUGUUGGUUUGCUUUAUAAUACUAAAACUGUUGCUUCCUUGACGUUUAUUGAGACAAGCAACAAGUCGACCCCUCAUAAGUUCUUAAAAGCGAAAAGCUUCAAUGUGAUCGCGCAGCGAUCGAGCGAGCGAUUAAGUCGCGGCAUAACGAAAUAAAGGACUUUUAGAAACAAGUUAAAGUUUACCAUGCCCUCACGGUCAUCUUUGCUGAAUCUCUUUAAUGACUGAAGAACGGCAGGGUGUAACUCCAAGAUAUCAGUUUCGUUACUGAUGUCCUUUAGGAGAGAAUUGACUGCACCUUUAUCUUGCGUACUCAUCUCAUAGACUUUAUACUCGCCAUCUUUGCACGCGCCAAAGGAUUCAUCGAAUCAGAGCAAUGUCAGGUGGUCUCUCAGGGGUUGCCCUGAUAAAAAUCCCAUCAAUCCCUACGUGCUUGCAAAGAUGGCCGACAUUGUGAAUGAGGUCUAUCUGUCGUCGUAACAGGAAAUAUUAUAGAUUUGUUUUAUGUGUGUAUAUUAUAUCAGCUAUAUCGGACUGUUAUUUUGUUAUUGUAAGACAGCAACGUAAAAAUGCGCGCUGAGCGAUUAUGGAUUCAUCAUACUGAGGAGAUCCAGGGUCAGUUAACUGGAACUAGCCUUGUAUGACAGGCGUUGUUUUUUCGCUUUUUUUCAGGCGAGCGAAGGCAAGCGCGAAGCAAGCGAGGGGCGCCGGACGCGUCUUCCCCAG